AUGUCCGGGAUGGGGGGCAUGGACAUGUCCAGUGCGGGCAUGUUCACACCCACGAAUAAAAAGGUGGCGCAUCUGUACUGGUAUUUGGUAGCGGCAGUCGUGGGCGUCCUCGUUUUUCGGAGAGUGGUAGAUUGGCUCAGAGUCGUGUGGAAUAAACGAAAAUCCCAGCAGCGGCCGGGUCAUAUUCCUGGAAGACCGCAAAAUGCAUUCGAGCAACUCUACGACACCACCAUCGCCGUCUGCAGGGAGCUGGCCUACCCGCAACUGUGGACAUGCACAGGCAGCUUUACCAAAUAUUUCACCCCGCCACCUUUAGGGAGAUGUCUCCUUCUCCUCACUUAUUGGGCAGUCAUUCUGACAAUGUUAUGGUCGAAUGUGAUCCUGACCCCGUCCUCGCCCAACUACGCCUACAAGUGGGAGAUUGUGGGCUUUCGUGCCGCCUGGGUUUCGGUAACCCAACUCCCCCUGAUUUACAUUUUAUCCGGGAAAGCCAACAUCAUCACCAUCUUGACCGGCAUCUCGUAUGAAAGAUUAAAUUGGCUGCACCGUUGGGUCAGUCGUACCAUUUUCCUGACCGUCAUCGUCCACUGGUCUUACUUCUUCACCGAAUGGUCCAUUGCCGAUUUUGUGAGCUUGGAGCUGCAAUGGAUGCCCAUUGUCAAAUAUGGAUUUGGCGCUUGGGCCGUGUUGGGCUGGAUGGUGAUCACCGGAUUUGGCUUCUUUCGGAACCUCUCGUAUGAACUCUGGUUCCUGCAGCAUCUCGCCGCCGCCAUGGUCCUGCUGUGGUUGGUUCAUUCCCACGUCCCUUCUUAUGCACAAUACAACGUGUGGUUUGCGAUUGGCGUCGUUGUCUUCGACAGGCUUGUCAGGACGGUCAUGUCUCUGGUCAUCAACUUACACCUCCUUCCCGGCAAAAAGGGCAGCGUUCCAUCCGGCCGGCGCAUUGGCUAUGAGGCUGAGGUCAAGGCCCUUUCAGGCGAGUUUCUGCAGGUCACAGUCCGGAAUGUCGCAUUGUCGUGGCGGCCUGGUCAGCAUGUGUACCUGUCCAUUCCGCGCGCAGGAAUUGUCGAAGCACAUCCCUUCACCAUCGCCAGCGUGCCGAAAUCAGUAUCUGGAGAAAACGGGCCAAACAAUAUUGAACUAUAUGUGCGAGUGCACAAUGGAUUCACCAAAAGGCUAUACCGACAAUGUCAAAAUCAGCUGACAUCACGGACUUUCCUAUCAUUCAUCAGCGGACCGUGGGGAAAUCCUCCUUCUAUUGAAAGAUUUGAAUCAAUGGUCUUCGCGGCUACCGGCAACGGCGCGUCUUUCACACUGCCCGUCUUUCAGCAAGCCGUUCUAACGAAUAAUAAUUUACGACAAAUCUCCUUCAUCUGGAUUUUCCGGCAAGCAGAGCAGCUCGACUGGUUCAAGGAAGAGUUGCUCUCAGCCUGGAUGGCAGCCCGACGGCGAAACAUCAGAAUAAACAUAUACGCCUUCAUUACUGGAAGCGGACAGUCUCGAAACGCGUCGCCAUCCGAGAGCAACGCACUGCUCGAGCAAACAUUAGAAUUAGACCCUUCAAACAGUGAGAAAGUGGCCGACGGCGCACCAACGUUGGACAAAAUACCAAAUCCCAUCAAGCUUCCCACGGAGAAGAGAGAAAUAGGCAGCGUGAGCGAGAAAUCGGUCUGCUCGUCCUCUUCACUGAGUGAGAAGCCGACAAUAUACAUCGGCUACGGUCGUGCGGACUUUGAUUCUCUCAUCCAUCCCGUGGUGGAAGCGGCAUGGGGGGAGACAGGAAUCCUUGCGUGCGGCGGCAGCCAAUUUUCCGGCCAACUAAGGAAUUAUGUUGCAAAGCUGUCAGACGAGAGAGCUGUCCACAAAGGAACGGGCGCUCAAGGUAUAUAUCUGUUCUGUGAGACUUAUGGAUGGUAA
Molecule: messenger RNA, 1917 nt
Organism: Cladophialophora psammophila CBS 110553
Lineage: Eukaryota; Fungi; Ascomycota; Eurotiomycetes; Chaetothyriales; Herpotrichiellaceae
Exons: 2
Coding region: 1-1917 (638 amino acids)
Biological process (GO): copper ion import; intracellular iron ion homeostasis; iron ion transport
Cellular component (GO): plasma membrane
Molecular function (GO): ferric-chelate reductase activity
Source: RefSeq, a predicted model, not a curated record